AGUCCUGUUUUUGAUCUAAAAGCUAUUAAAAAUAGACUAAAAAUUAUAGUCUAUAAAGUCUGUUUUUGUUUUUAAAAACAAUUGAACACAGACCAUGAAUUCUGUUAAAAAAGUCUGUUUUUAGUCUAAACCUGAUUUAAAACAGACUAAAUAUUAUACGAAAAUAAGUCUGAUAUUGGCCUGAAUAAGGAAUAGUAUGGGCAAAAACAGAUUAAAUUCUUAUAUAAAAAAAUACGAUUUAUAAACUUAAAUUAAAGAAAAAAUAUUUGAAUUUAUCAUUUAUUUUAAAACAGAUCUAACUUUCUGACCCGGGUUUUAAUGUGAAAGACUUAAGAGAAAAAUUUGCUGGGACAAGAUAUAUGUGGAGGAGGAGAAAGUCACCGGUGCUAAGCAGUAGUGGAAGUAGUUCAGUGUUCGCCACUAGAUCACGCCCAACCUAUUAUUGUCCUGUCCCUGGUUAUAUAAGUAUUUCAGAGUUAUUAUAUUCUAUACUUGAAAACAAUUCUGGCACGGGUACUUCUCUGUUAUUUGACAGAAUGACAAGUGCCUGUUUCGAUGGUCAUAUAGUAGAUGCUGUAUAACAUUGUGACAGCAAUGUCAAAUAUUUUUGUUUUCUUGAAAAAAUUGUUUUUACAAUCCAGAAACAUAAAAUAUAUUUUAGAUAAUGACAAAAAUUGAUUCUUGUAUCCAAUAAAUUCUGUUCAAUAUUUUAAAAAUAAUAUAUUUCGGCAAUUUUUUUUUUUUUUUUUUUUCAGUAUUUACUUACUCUGAAUAUUCUCUGGUUUGAGUAUGUAUUCACUCUGAUCCCACUCUGGAAAUAUUCUGGAAACACUCUGGUAUCAGUUUGUAUUCAAUGUGGAUGCAUAACGGUGUCAGUAUGUAUCCACUCUGGAUACUUUCUGGAAACACUUUGGAUUCGCUCCAUAUCCGCUCUGGAAAUAUUCUGGGUUCACUCUCAGAAAAGGGCACAAAACCGUUCUGGAAAUACUCUGGAGUCCGUAUGGUUGCAUCGUGUUACCAGAAUAUUUCCAGAGUGUUUUUAGACUGGGUUGAAAGUCGUAAGGGUUUGAACCUGCCACAAAAUUUAUUAGCAAUCACUGAUAUAACUCAACCUGGUUCAUCAAAAAAUACGAUUUCAUUGGUUGAAACCUGUAACGAGAUCAAUAGUUCAGUUAAUCCAGUUCCAAUUUCUGACAACUCAUUUAAUUUAUUAAAUUAUUUACAUAAUGAUAGCUAUGAUGAGAACCAGGAACCAGAAUUGCUGAAAAAGCUUAAAUCUCACCCGCACGGAUUAAACAUUUUAAACUGUUACAAGCUCAAUAAAACGCUAACAAAACCCACUCGAAAUUUGCUGGGACGACUAAUUAUUCAAAAAGAGCAUGAAGGUAAAAACUCAAUUGAAAAUCUCCCAUCAUUUCGAUACCAAGAAUUAGCUAAACAAAUAAGUGAAUUGUUUAGUAGUGAACUACCAAACACCUUUUAUACACCACAUGUAGCAAUUGGUGGUGGGGUAGUCCAACCGGCACGUGGUAUAUUACUAUCAUGUAAUAAUUAUUUGCGAAAACAGUACAUGAAGCAAAGUACUUUAACAACUGUAUUCUUAGAAAAAUCUACAGAUGUUACGAACAACGUCCCUUCUGACAGCAUACAAUUUUUAAAAACCUAUAUUGAUCCUUGGAAAAGUGUAAUUGAUCAUUGGAUUACAAGUUAUGAUGAAAGACAAAAAGACCUUUUAAAUUGUUCAAUCAACAGUUACUUCAUCAAAUUUCCUUGUUUAAAACAAGCCAAUGGAUAUACUUUGCUUGAAUUGGAUUUUGAUUUAAAAUAUCCUGAUAAAAAAAAUGCAUUUAAAGAAAAUUGGCCUUUCGUCCGUAAUCAACUGAAGCAUUUAUUUACUAGAUCCAGAAGACCAUCAGAUCCAGACUUACUAGCUUUGUCUUUACAAUUAAAUAGUCUUAAAGAUGAUGCUCUAGAUUUAGCAAUACUUUUAAUUCUUUCGGCUGUUUUUCCAAAACCACGAUUUAUUGCAAAGCAAACUGAUCUGAGUACAUCUCACAAGAGGAAAAGAUGUAAAACAAAUCAAUCGACUUCAACAGUUGUUGAGAAAAGGUGGAAUCCUACAAAGUCUGAAGCCCGUGAAGGAUUUUUUUUUCAUGUUCAGACAUCUAAUGACGUAUUGACCAGUUGGAAAAGAUUGCAGAAUACUUUGGAAACCUACGGCCUGCCACUUCAACCGAGACCUAUUGUUGUAGGGUCUAUUGAAAAUAUCAUUUCAUAUCAUUUAUUUAUUGAUGAAGUACAAUAUAAUUUUCAAUCAAGUAUUGAAGUUUUGGAAGUAGCAUUCAAAUCAUAUUAUUCUUUGAAUGCACAUUAUCCACCAGAAGCUAAGGCUGUAUGGCAGUUCAUAGAAUUAGCGUUAUUUAAACUUGAAGAAAAACAAAAACUUUCAGUUCCAGUUGCUGUAACCUCUUUGAUUGGUGAGCUCAGUAUUAAUUUCAACUAGAGCUCUUUAUUUUAUUUGUCUUAAUUUAUAUUUUAUACUUUAUAAUUUUUAUAUUUUUAAUAUUUUAAGUAAUUUAUUAAGAUGUCAU
Molecule: messenger RNA, 2591 nt
Organism: Microplitis demolitor
Lineage: Eukaryota; Metazoa; Arthropoda; Insecta; Hymenoptera; Braconidae
Exons: 7
Coding region: 854-2503 (549 amino acids)
Source: RefSeq, a predicted model, not a curated record